AUGCCUCUGAAGAGUGAAAAAGCUUGCGCAUCCUUUGAUGGAGGCUUUACAUUGGACAGUGAGAGAGAUUUGGAGCGAGAGACUACUGUACUAAACCGGAAUCUGGAGUCAGAACGCACAGAUAAUGAAAGAGGAGACGAUGAGAAUGACGAACUGAAGUUUGAGCAAGAGGAUGAGGAAGAUUAUCAAGAAGAAAGCAUGGAUGUGCUUCUGAGGAGAUAUUAUAGAUAA
Molecule: messenger RNA, 231 nt
Organism: Bursaphelenchus xylophilus (pine wood nematode)
Lineage: Eukaryota; Metazoa; Nematoda; Chromadorea; Rhabditida; Aphelenchoididae
Source: the annotation of a GenBank genome assembly